Myxocyprinus asiaticus (Chinese sucker) is the source of this 5260-nucleotide messenger RNA. It is a transcript of the gene tlr22, whose product is annotated as toll-like receptor 22. The transcript has 2 exons. Gene Ontology annotation, biological process: immune response; toll-like receptor signaling pathway; inflammatory response. Bases 276 to 3131 code for a protein of 951 amino acids. NCBI's taxonomy places the organism in Eukaryota, Metazoa, Chordata, Actinopteri, Cypriniformes, Catostomidae. Gene Ontology annotation, cellular component: membrane. Gene Ontology annotation, molecular function: protein binding; transmembrane signaling receptor activity. The record is from RefSeq and is a predicted model, not a curated record.
CAACAUACCAAAAAACCUGUCACUUGUGUUCCAGGAUUGUAGAAAAGGUAAUGAAAAGGGAGUCUUUGUGAGUGGAUUGUAAAAUGUUUCAUUUCUGUACAUCAGCAGCUCUGGUUGAAAGCAUAUUGUAGUACAAAGCCAAAGGCUGACGGAAGGCUGGGCGAUGGGAACAGAAUAAGUGAAAUAUAAAGACAAAUUCUUUAAGAGUAACUAUUUUUACACAAGGAGAACUCAAUGAAUCAUCAUGUUUUGACAUCAAAGCAAAAUCUAGGAAAAUGGGAAGUCUAAAACUAAUGGUGUUGUGUAUUGCUCUCUGUGGAUUCUUUUCUGCAGUUACUUCAUUUUCCCUGAACAACUGCACCAUCACUAAUUCCCAAUAUGACAUCGGGCUGAAAGUACUUUGCUACAAAAUGGGUUUUUUCAGUGUUCCUCCACAGAUACCCAGCAACACCCAGAUAUUAGAUGUUUCCUUUAAUGCCUUUGCACAAAUAAAAAUCGGAGACUAUCAGAAUUUGCUAAACCUGAGAGAUCUGAAUAUAUCCAACAAUAAGAUUGUGUGGAUCCAAGAGGGUGCAUUUGACAGUCUCUCCAACUUAACCCAUCUCAAUCUGGCCAACAACAAAUUGAAAUUGGUCUCAAGCAGUAUGCUACGCAGUCUAACCAACCUGCUGGUAUUACAUCUUGAUGGUAAUAACAUUGAAGACAUUGAUGAAUCUGCUUUCAACACCCUUCAAAAUUUAAAGGUGUUGAACCUCACAAACAACCACCUCUGUUACAUAGAAAGAGUCAAGCCUGUUCUUGCAUCUCCAGGUUUAGAGGAACUCUACAUUGGAAGCAACCAUUUUUAUGUUUUUAACUCAAGUAAAAUGUCAACAAAGCCCUUGUCAUUGAAAAAGCUUGAUUUUUCCAACAACCCUUUGGGAAUGUUUAGUCUCACCGACAAUAUAUUUCCUACUCUGAACCUUCUUGAUUUGUCUUUUUGUGGUCAAAAUGGAACCAUGACUUGGAAUGUUACAGAACAGACAUAUUUCACCUCUGUAAAAACAUUAUACUUCAUGGAUGUUGACAUAUCACACCAGAGUGUUGCUAUUGUGCUUCAGAGCUUCAAGAAGUUUUUGUAUAAAAUCAGGCUUAAUGGAAACGUCAAGCUUGUUAACAAGACAGAACUGCUGCUGAACACGUGUUCUCCUGCACUGAGAGUUGUUCGACUGAAUGCUAAUAAAAUAACAGACCUCACUGACCAUAUGUUUGAACCCUGUUCAAACCUGACAGAAUUGGAUUUAGGAGAAAAUAACAUAUUCCAGUUGUCACCAGGCACAUUCAGAAGAUUUAUGCAACUACAAAUACUGCAUCUGCAAAUCAAUAAACUAACUAAAGUUACAAACUCCUUUCAGAUGCUUACCACUCUUGAGUUCAUAGACCUUAGUAGAAACAGCAUCAACAAGCUAAUCUGUGGUGAUUUCGCCAAUUUGACACAGUUGAAAAUUCUGUACUUGUACAAUAACAAAAUCUCACAUAUUAGUCCCUGUCUAUUCAAAGACCUUAUGAGCCUUGAAGUCCUGAAGCUUGGGUCAAAUGAUCUGUUAAAGAUUGGUGAUUCUUUCAAAAAUGGGCCCCAUUCCCUGAAGGACUUGCAGCUGAGUUUUAAUAAGCUAAGCAAAAUUGAAAAAGGCAGUUUCAGGAAUGUAUCCCAACUCAACAAUCUGGAGAUACAAGAUAAUCAGAUUUCAGAGAUUGAAGCCAAUGCAUUCAGUGGAUUGGAGAAGCUGACCUCUCUGUUACUGUCAUCAAACAAGAUAACAGCUAGAACAUUCAGACACCCAAAUGUGUUCUCAGGGAUGCCCAAUCUUGAUAGUCUAGAUCUGUUUGCCAAUAGCAUUUCAUUUACUGAUAAUACAUUGAAACACCCUCCCUUUAUAGACCUAAAGUUGCUAAGGGUGUUGAGCAUCCACAGUCAACGGCGAGGAUUUGGCAAAGUACCCUCAAAUCUGCUUCAAGGUUUAUCCUCCUUGGAAAGGUUUUACGGUGGAAACAUGAAUCUUAAUCAUCUACAUCCCAACACAUUCAAGUUUAGCCCUAAACUCUGGUAUUUGGAUCUCUCCAAGAACGCACUGUCAGAAGACAAUGCAAUCCCCUCUGAGCUUUUCCAUCCCAUCUCAGGUCUUACCAAACUCAUUAUCUCAAGAACUCAACUUCGCUCACUGAACUUCCUGUUGAAAGCAAAUCUCUCGAGACUUUCUACCUUAAGAGCCCCAGGAAAUGAGAUUGAUGCAAUUAACAAAACUUUGAUUGAGUCUCUGCCUCGACUCAAAAUCCUCGACUUACAGAAAAACACUUUUACUUGUGACUGUAACAAUGCCUUCUUCAUCGACUGGGCCAUGAAAAAUAACACAACCCAAGUCUUUUAUUUUAACAAGUACACAUGUAGCUAUCCUCCUGCCUUACGAGGCAUGCGCUUAUCUGUUUUUAACACUGAUUCCUGCACUGUCAAUUAUGACUUCAUCUGCUUUCUUUGCAGCAGUAUUUUGGUCAUUGUCACCCUGCUUUUUUCUUUUAUCUGGCAUUUUUUGCGAUUUCAGCUAGUUUACGCAUACUACCUUAUCUUAGCCUUCCUUUACGACAGCAAGAAGAAACAGAUGCUCCAGCAACAAGCAUUUCAGUAUGAUGCCUUUAUUUCCUACAACACUCAAGAUGAGCUUUGGGUCAUGGAGGAACUUCUGCCCAAACUAGAGGGAGAACAGGGCUGGAAGUUGUGCCUGCACCACAGAGACUUUGAGCCAGGUAGGCCAAUCAUGGACAACAUCAUUGAUGGAAUAUACAGCAGCCGUAAGACCAUCUGCCUGAUUACCAGAAACUACCUGAAAAGCAACUGGUGCUCCAGUGAGGUCCAAGUGGCGAGCUUCCGACUCUUCGAUGAGCAGAAGGAUGUGCUGAUCUUGGUGUUCCUGGAGGAUAUCCCCACACAUCAGCUAUCGCCGUACUACAGGAUGCGAAAUCUGGUGAAGAAACGCACUUACCUGCGCUGGCCCAAACCUGGAGAAGAUUCCAGGAUUUUCUGGCAAAAGCUGAGGAUGGCUUUAGAGAACAAACAGAAACCCAAAUCUGAGUGUACUAUUCUACCUGGGCAUUAGAACAAUGGGCAAGAAGCCAAAGACAACAACAACAACAACAAAAUACAUCAUUUGGGAAUUUAGUAUUUUUUUCAAUUUCUACUGACUAUUCGUGACUAAUCAAGAGUAACAGUGAAGGAACACCUUUUUGAAAACUGUGCUUUUAUUAUUAAAGUAAUAUUCCUGGUUCAAUACAUGAACAUUAGCAUAGCCAAUGUUGAUUAACACAAAGAUUAUUUGACUUAUCACUCCUUUUCUUAAAAAGAAAAAAAACCUGCAAACAUCUGGGUUACAGUGAGGCACUUACAAUGGAAGUGAAUUGGUCCAAUCUGUAAACGUUAAAAUACUCACUGUUUCAAAAGUAUAGUCACAAGACAUAAACCAUAUGUGUGUAAACAUGAUUUCAGUCUGAUAAAUUCACUUACUAACCUUUUCUGUGUAAAGGUAUAUCCAAUUCUACAACUUGACAACAUAACCCGUAAAUCCUAAAAUCGCAAAAAAACUGUAAAAAUUACAAUUUGAACAACUUUAUAUCUCAAACAAUACACAAGUUUUAACAGAAGAAUUAAUGUAAGUGCUUUUAUAGAACUACAAGCUUCACAUGUCUGCCUUUAAACCCUGCAAAAAUAGGCCAUAUUCACUUCCGUUGCAAGUUCCUCACUGUUAUCUCAAUUGCAACCACUGUAAUGGAAUUGUUUUUGUGGUAUUCUGCAACGUCAUUCUGCAAAUAUUGCAGAUUAAUGCUCAAAAAUAGAUUUUUAUAGAAUAGAGUAGAAUAGAAUUAUUGCUUUAAGAAUUUUGGUGAACAUUUUCAGGAAACAUUUCUAUUUCAGUAAAAUGCUACUGUAGCUUGAAAACUCAUACAGUCAGCAUGUUUAAAAUAGUCCAAGUAAACAAGUCAGUCUCAGUAGGGGUCAUUGUGGGAUGAUAUUUGGCCCACACACUGGACCCCUAUAUAGCUGGACAUGGGGAAGGAAAGGGCCAAAUAAAAAUCGCCUUUAAGCUGCCACUAUUGUGUACUGUCUAUUUCAGCAAAGGUUACAGGUGUAGAGUCAGCUUUUCUUCCUCCUUUCUUUCUGAACUUUGACACCAAUGUGUCCAUUAGUAGCUGACAUAAGAUCUAUCUGCAGAACUGUUCUGAAGAGCACGUCUCCACCUUCACCACUCCACGCCUCCACGUUGUCUCCCAUUGUCCACUUCCCAGCAUGUAUCCUCUGCUUUCUUGCAGAAGCCUUUACACGCUAAUUGCUUAUUGCUAAUGGUCUACAAUUACAGUACAAUGUGAUUUAAUCAGCUUAAGAGGUCUCUUUGUGCACAGACUAGCGGAUAGUUCACGAAAAUUCUCUCACCAUUUACUAUUCCUACUAGUCAUCUUUCACUUUAAUUGUAUGGAAAAAAGAGGCAAUGAAACUGAAUGACUAACAUCUCCUUUAGUGUUCCACCGAAGAAAGACAGUCAUACAGGUUUGGAACAACGAACGUGAGGCAGAUUUUAUUUUUCAUUGAAGUAUUUUUUGAAUAUCUUCAGCUUCUAUGGACCUGCAGCAGUUUUGCAAGUGCAAUCGGUGUGUCUAAGGAAAGCUGAGAUGUAAGCAAUACUAUGAUUGUUGUUCAGACCAUGCUCUUUUGCUGCUAAAGGCACCAUUGUAAAAAUCUAGGAGGCAGAUAGAAAGGACUUCAGGAGCCUUAACCGCAGGAAUUCUCCUUUCAUCUCAAGCCCUGGAGGACAAGUGCAUGAGUGCAACAUUGAUUUAACACAAGAUACACAAGAAAUCUUCCACAAAUCAAUAAAACACCAACAGUCAUAUAAUUGGGGGUCUGCAUAUUGUUGUUUUUUUGUGUGUGUCUUAGAACACAGAAUUAAACAUUGUGUUAUGUUUAUGUUAGCCUCAUUGUGAAGUAAUGUUUGACCACUUACUUUACUUGUAUUUAUUCUUUCUCUGUUUGUACUCAUACAGAGUCCUUUUUGGUGCUUGAUUAAUAUUUGUUUUGUGUGUAUAUUUAACUUGGGAUACAUAUGUUGGAGAUAACUGUUUAUGUUGUCCUUUUGUAUGGAUCAAUAUGAUUGUGACUUUUAUCCAGAGCUGCUUGACACUCACAGUUAAAGGAAUAUUCCGGAUUCAAUAAAAUUUAAGCUCAAUCAUCAGUAUU